Messenger RNA from Sitodiplosis mosellana (orange wheat blossom midge), 845 nucleotides. RefSeq names its product lipopolysaccharide-induced tumor necrosis factor-alpha factor homolog. The record is from RefSeq and is a predicted model, not a curated record. Gene Ontology annotation, molecular function: zinc ion binding. The coding region runs from base 427 to 702 and encodes 91 amino acids. The transcript is spliced from 3 exons. NCBI's taxonomy places the organism in Eukaryota, Metazoa, Arthropoda, Insecta, Diptera, Cecidomyiidae.
UCAAAUUUUUGGUGUCUUUGUUAAGAAUGCUCACCGUACGCAACGUACCAUAUGAAUACUCGAACAGAUUACGCAUCUUUCUUAUCCGUACGCACCUCUAUGUGACUUCUUCAUUCAUGCGUUCAACUCACAUACACACAAACACAUGUACAUGUGUUGAAAUCACAUUCGGAUGGUAUUUAUGUAUGUGCUAACUCCGCUCAGACCAUUGCCGCCACUUACACCAACUUUCCGCAAAACCGUAUGUAUGUGUUUGCACAAACUGUGUUCGUAUCAACAAUAUCAACAACCCCAGUGCAUCUACGUUCAAUAGACCAAUUUCAGUUAGGCACAUACCGUCGAAUAGUUCGCUACAGACCGGACCUACGAUUUAUUUCCAUAUAUUCAAUUCCUGUUUCAAUUAAAAUUUCAAUCAAGUGAAUUAACAUGGCGUAUCCACAAAUCCCAACUGCAGUCAACGUUAUCACCGCUGUUCCCGCAGUCGGACCGGAGUCAUCGCGAGUCACUUGCCCAAGUUGUUACGCUAGUGUUCAGACCAAGGUGGAAAACGAAUCAACCACUCGUACACACAUCGUGGCUCUACUGCUCUGUGUAUUUCUGUGCUGGCCUUGCGUGUGCGUUCCCUACUGCAUGGAUUCAUGCAAGAAUCGUAAUCAUUAUUGUCCUAAUUGCAACGCAUACAUUGGAACGUACAAACAAUAAGCGGUAGUGGCGGCCAUUGCGGCGGUGGACAACAACACUUAACUGCAAAUUCAUUUCAUUCAUAUAUAAAAAUAAAUCGUUCAUCUUCACUUGCACUGGUUGUUUGAUAAAUUGUAAUAAACACAUUCAAACUUGAAAAACAA